This is a messenger RNA of Schizophyllum commune H4-8, 966 nucleotides long. RefSeq lists its product as uncharacterized. The record is from RefSeq and is a predicted model, not a curated record. Lineage: Eukaryota; Fungi; Basidiomycota; Agaricomycetes; Agaricales; Schizophyllaceae. The coding region runs from base 270 to 518 and encodes 82 amino acids. The transcript is spliced from 4 exons.
AAGGCAGCUUCCUUCGCCCAAAGGAGAAGUAAACAAGUUGUUGUACACGGAUGGGGAAACGCCCUAUCCCCGGAUACCCUCCCGUUUGUACUUGGUCAUGUCAAGAUGCCACGAUAUAAAACAUACAGGGACGGAGAGGAUGGUGCAUAGACCGCAGCCCGCACUCUUUUCCCUAAGAGCCAAACACUCAUCUGCCGUACACUCUGGCACACCCGCUGCUUUCUCCUGCUCGACGCAGGCGCGCUCUUUAAAAUCCCUGUCUACCCGUCAUGUACUGCCGAGGCAUCCUCCUUGCGUCCUUCCUAGUCACAGUGUCGCUGGUCGCACAAGCGGCCCCCAUCGCGCAGCCACCGCUGCCGAAUCCGAUUUCUGGACUGGAGAUGGAGGCAAGAGGGCCGAUUUCUCCCGAGGACAUCGCCCUCGCCCCUGCGCGCAAUGCAGCAUGCAAAGGCGACUGCACCGAAUUAUCGGACGUAGAUGUCCGCGAGCCGACGCCGUGCAAGGGCGACUGUCUAUAACGGACAACCCCGUCAUCACAUCAGCGUCGAGCUCGCCACAGCCACAUGUCCUCACCCCCACCCUCACCUCACCUCACAUCCAUGCCAUGCCUUCUAUGCGCGUAGGCCCCGCCAUUCUCCAAACCCGGAACCCACUCCAACCCGAAGCACCCAACCCUCCACAUGUGUACCACGCUCUCUUGAUUUGUUAUCGACACCGGUUUGUUGUAUCGCCCUUCUCCUCUCGUCGUUCGCGUUCGUAUUGCUGCUCACCGUCUCCUACUUCGCCUCGUCACAACCUUCGCCUCGUCACAACCUUCGCCCCUCUGGAACCCCCAUCGCCCGCCGCAUUCGUCUUCUUGGACUGUAUUACUUAGAUACCACACACACUAUACUCGCGUACCGUGUCUUUUCCGCGCCUGCGUAAUGGGCUCGUUGAAUCAAAAUCCGGCGCGUUUUUGCAUUGCAU